AUGAAUGAGAUGAUAAGCAAACUGGAUAGAAUUGAACGACAACCGGGAUCGCCAACUAAAACAGCACAUCCAGCAAUGAACACUGCAGUAUGCAUUAAACGAGGAAAUGGCGGGGUCCGGGACGGUCAGUACCAAUUCGUUCAGGAAGACGUUGAGGACGAUCGCGAAAUAACGGACCAGUCGGCAGCUGCGAUGCGUAAUCGUAAAUGGGAUUCUAAAAUUAGCGAAGCUUGGCUUCGGGAUCACUGCCUACGACGAGCAGAGAGGGAUUUAUUAGAUGCUGACGAGGAGGCUUUCUGGAAUGACGUUAUUAGCAAAUACUUGACGCCAAUCAUACAUGAUCUUCUAGAACAGAAUCGUAUCAGAAAUGGGCUUGUUUUGCUCAGAAAUAAGGUGUGCUCAGGAUUCUUCAUGGUCAAUAUUGUCUUUAUCAUUAUUGUACUGCUUCUUCAAAUGCAGAAAGAUUGCAUACACAUUGAAUGGCCUCUCGGACCACGCUACAAUCACACCAUUAUUCCUUGCAACACCGAUUCACGAGAGCCGAUCUGGGUGGUCACUCGCUUACAGCUCGAACCUAUUGGACUUGUUUUCUUAUUGUUUUUCAUGUCCAUUCUUGUUAUUCAGGUUCACGAUCUCAUUCUUACUAAAAUUUUCAUUUUGCGUUAA
This is a messenger RNA of Gongylonema pulchrum, 666 nucleotides long. The record is from the annotation of a GenBank genome assembly. Lineage: Eukaryota; Metazoa; Nematoda; Chromadorea; Rhabditida; Gongylonematidae.